This is a messenger RNA of Durusdinium trenchii, 3619 nucleotides long. The record is from the annotation of a GenBank genome assembly. NCBI's taxonomy places the organism in Eukaryota, Dinophyceae, Suessiales, Symbiodiniaceae.
CUCGGACAUCACAAGACAUCGCAAGACCAUACGCCGUGCCCGGACUCUGCUUCAGAGGCGAUGACCUCGGCCGAGCCGGAGGCGGAGGAGGUGAUCCAGGCCGACACGAAGGUGGCAGGCGAUGCAGGCGCCGAAAUCGCCACCGUGGAGGCACCGGAGGUAGUGGAAGAGGCCACGCAAGGGCCCAAAGCGGAGGACCUUUUCUUGCUGGCGAGGCAGCAAAACUUCGAGGUGGCCCUGAAGCUCCUUGAGGCCUAUCCGGACUUUUGGCACUGCCAAGAUGAGGAUGGCCACUCGUUGAUGCAUUGGGCAGCCUUGGUGGGCAACAAGGACUUCGUCAAAGCUGCAUUGGCUCAGAAGCUUCCAGUGGACUCGGUCGCCAAGAACCAGCAGACGCCACUGAUGUGGGCGGUGCUGCGCGGGCACGUGCCAGUGGCGCGCACUUUGCUGGCUGCUAAGGCCUCGCUGGCGGUCAAGGACUCGCUGGGCGCCACGGCGCUGAUGAUCGCCGUGCAGCACAAGGCGUAUCCCAGCAUUUUGCUCCUCAUGCACCGGGGCAGCCACAUGCAAGCUCAGAUGCUGGCAGAAGGCGACAAGAACGGCUGCACGGCCGUACACUGGGCAGCCUACAAGGGCGACCUCACAGCGCUGAAGUUGCUUCACUACUUCAAGGCAGAUCUGCAGGUGCUGGACAACGCCAAGAUGCUGCCGCUGCACCGGGCGGUUUGCGCGGCCCAGACCGCCGUGGUGGAGUUUUUGGUGGAACAGAAAUCGGAUCCGCAGGCGCGGAAUCAUGAGGGGAAGUCCUGCUUGGACAUUGCAGCGGAGAAGCAUGACGUGCACAUGCAGGCCCUUUUGAAGCGCUUGGUUUCCAAGGUGCCGGCAGACCCCUUCGCAGGUGGCAAGGUGGAGCCUGAGGAUGUGGAAGCAGGGAAGGAUAAGGCAGAGAAGAGCGGGAAGAAGAGCUUCUUCAAGGGCCUUAUGCAGGACAAAACGGCGCAUAAGAUCUUCCCUGUGUUUUGGCUGGUGUGUGUCUCUUUGGCGGUCUUCCAAUAUCUCAUGGACCUCCGGCUCACCAGCUAUGAGGUGGCGCCCAGCACGGCGUUUUUGUUCGAAGUUUUGGUGCCGAUCUCCUUGGGCAUUUUCUCUUUCGUCGCCUUGGGCGAUCCUGGCAAGGUCCCGGCUCGUCCUCAAGGGAACUCUGGCGUAGAGGAGCUCAUGAAAGCUUUGGACACAGAUGCAGCAGACAACGAUCCGCCGGACGUGAACCGCCUUUGCACCACCACCUGGGUGCUGAAAGGGCUCCGCACGAAAUACUGCGUGCAGACUGGCGCCUGUGUGGAGGAGUUCGAUCACUACUGCGUUUGGCUCAACAACACCAUCGGAAAGGCAAACCACCGGCAGUUUGUGGGCUUGGCCGUGGUGGAGUUCCUCACCCAGGUGACCCACAUCCGCCUUUGUUUGCUGAUGGCAUCCACUUUGGUACCCUACCAAUCCUUCACGCAGUUCGUUUGGGGUGUCCUCACUGGAUAUCCUUUGCUCACCCUCAUCGUCUUAGUCCAUUGCAUCACUGCACCCUGGGUCUUCAUGUUGACGCUUCAUCAAGCUCGACUGGUCAUGAUGAACCUGACCACCAACGAGAUGAUGAACAUGCACAGGUACGAGCACUUCUGGGUAGUCAGGACUAUGGUGACAGGUCAUGCGCACAAGACUUUCCGGAAUCCUUUUAACAAGGUGACACGCAUUGUCGCGCGAAAGGGUUGCGUUUCGUGGUGCCUCGUCGGCAUUACCCCCGUCCGCGAUAAUUCUAACCAAGAGAGAAGGAGAGGGAGACGAGAAAAUGAGUCAAAGAGAUGUGCAAAUCGGAAGAUGCGCGUGUCAGGAUAUGCGGGGACGUGCAGAUGUAAAGAUAUGCGGGUGUGCAAUAUGAGCAGAUGUGAAGAUGCGCGUAACUGGGUAUGUGCGGAUGCAAGUUGCGAUGAUAUGUAAUGUUCACUGUUUUGUUCCUGUUUUUUAGAAGAACCCUUCGCUCAGGCGCUCUCGGGGAAAGAUUCACACAUGAAAGAAACAAUAUGAUUGACUUCGAGUGAUCCCGACCAUGGCAACGGGUCCGGCGGUGUCCACUUGAGAAUGUGGGCCCGACAUCUUCUGUCAUCAUUUCUGGCAUUCUACGAGGCAUAUUUCGCAUCUUGUGUAACAUUCCAUAUCAUUGGGCAUCUAUUGUGAGAUUCUAGUUGGCACCUAUUUUGGCAUUCUAUUUGGCAUACAUUGUGGCAUUCCUUAUGACAUCGCGUGGUGCCCAGGACAAGGAGGGAAGGAAGGGAGGGAGGAAGGAAGGAAGGAAGGAAGGAACGAAGAGGAGUUGAGAGCUGAAAGAAAAUCUAACAACCCUCACUUGGUGGGGAACCACUAAAUACUAAAGGCCUUAACGAAGCAAAACAUGUUCGGGUCCGCCUAGGGCAGUGCUUGGAAGAACUGCUUGGACUUCUGGUGGUAUCGGAGACGUGGAGACGUCGGGGCUGCUGGUGCCAAGUGAUUUGCGCUGUCGAUGUGGUUGGUUUUCGGCUGGUGCCCCCAGUAACGGGAGAACUCGGAAUCCAGCAAGUUUUUGCGUCUUUGGGACGAUGCUCGGUUGUAAGCGAAUAUUAAUAUGCAGCAGAAAUGUUAACGUAUAUUGUUUCCUAGGUCGAAAUGUUGAACACUACUCCUUGUACCGUCCUUGCAAUCAAACCUUGCCCUUAGCCGUUACCCUCUGGGGCCUCCGCAGUUUCAGCAGCGAAGGAGCACCACGGAGGGGGAACCUUUUUCAGAGUUUGAAACCCAUUUCAGAGUUUCGGUGCAGCUGAGGUGGUGGAACAAGUUGACUGCUGUUCCCAUGGCUGCAGCCACAGCCACUGAAGGGAAGCCAGGUGGGCUGAGUGUUGCCCUAGAGUUUUGGAUGCUUGGACAAAAGGUUGUGUGUUCUCGCCUGUGAUGAUCAGUCGCACCCCUAUCAGGAGCUGCUCAGCUGCUGUGCGAGGGGAAAUCCUGCAACAGAGCAGUAGAUCAACUGUGCUUCCAUCAAGAGACGUGCGAUUCUGUUCAAAAACAUGCCUGUGUUUGUCGGCAACUGUGGGUUCCAACACAUUUGAGGAAGGAUCCACUUUCGUUCUUCUUAAACUUACAGGCCUGCCAAUUCAUUCUGCACUUUACAGACCAAAGCAACGAACACAUGGGCCACGUACUCCCAGGGUCUAUCUCCCUAUUUGGGUCUAUGUUCUUGGCUUGUUAGUUGGACAUUGAAGGCUUUGUCGGAGAAUUCCUUCGUCUCGUCUUGGCGGUUGGUUUCACCUGAACGAAUUUCAUGCAGUGCCGGCCCAAUGCGAGCGACGUUUGGCCUCCCAGCGAAGGAACAACCAACACCGAUUCCAAAAGUUAGAACCCAUUCAAAGCUGAGGAUUCACUGGGAGUGCAUCAAGUGGGUUUCAAUCCUAGAAUGAAGAUCCAUUCAGCCCGUUGUUUGGAGCUUGGGCUCCUUUUAGACCCUCAACGGAUCAAGGAAUUCGCUGAGGUUACUUUGCCAAGUUAGCUCAAGCUGAAUAGGAGGAACUCCACAUUAGGGAUGGGGAAGUUACCGGUG